Molecule: messenger RNA, 1769 nt
Organism: Haliotis rufescens (red abalone)
Lineage: Eukaryota; Metazoa; Mollusca; Gastropoda; Lepetellida; Haliotidae
Product: carcinoembryonic antigen-related cell adhesion molecule 5-like
Exons: 10
Coding region: 60-1769 (569 amino acids)
Biological process (GO): cell-cell adhesion
Cellular component (GO): cell-cell junction
Molecular function (GO): cell adhesion molecule binding
Source: RefSeq, a predicted model, not a curated record
UAUCUAUGUCCCAUCCAGUGGAGUGUGGCGGAUAUGAAGGUGUGAGCAAGUAGUAAAGCAUGGAUGGAUAUCAGUAUUUGCUGCUCCUGAUAAUACCAACGAGUUCUGCAGAUGUUUUACUGGCUGGAUCAUCAUCGUACGCCGUGUUGGGUCAGAGCUUCCGGUUUACCUGCACUGUAACGGGGUCAUCUACAGGACAACUCCUAACCUUCAAGAGAGAUUAUGGAGACGUUUGUACAGUCUCACUCAACCCAUGUCAACAGUUCUCAGCCCCUCCAGGUUACACCUGUCCCUGUGGACAGAGUGGCGUGUACAACAUGGACAUAACCAGCGUCAGUCAGAGAGAUGAAAGAAGAUGGGAAUGUGUACUUUCUCAAACCAGCAACAACAUCAUACUGCCUGUUUACUACGGACCAUUCAACAACGUGACUCUAGACAAACCCUCCCCUCUGACUCUGACAGAGGAUGUGACUGUGUCUCUGACUGCCAGAUGUUCUGCUGACUGUAAGCCUGCCUGUAGCUACAUCUGGAUGAAGGGAACACAGCAGGUGUCUGACAACAGAGUGCUUCCUGUAGGCAGCUUCAAGAGAGGUCAGGGGGGAGACUACAGAUGUGAAGCCAGGAACACAGCUACUGGAGCUGCAGCUGAUAGUCAAACACUCACAGUGAAUGUACAGUGGCAUCCAGCACAACCUACACAUGACUGUCCCCCUUGGAUAGUCCGAGAUCAGACAGUCAGAUGUACAUGCCAGACAUCAGACAGAGGUAACCCUUCAGGUACAGUCCAGUGGAUCAGUCCGGGAGGGCAGAUGAUCUCCUCUUCAGUGUCCUCAUCUGUGCAGCUGAAUUUGACCUCAAUCCGGAGUUCUGACAAUGACAGGAACUACAUCUGUAGGGCAGGCAACUCUCUUCCCAGCUCGAACAGUGAUACAACUUACAUGGCUAGCAUUGCAUACUUGGAGAGACCGCAGCUGAAGUUUGACAAGGUAGAAGCACAGGAGAAUACCUCAGUUACUGUAACCUGCACCGUUGAGAGUAAUCCCAUUGCUGAGAUGACAGUAGAGGACAUUGGCAGUGAGGCACAACCAACUUUUGGAGUUGCAAAUACCCUCACUUUUACAAUAGACAAGACACAGUGUUUGCAAAUUAUGUAUCGAUGCACAGUUAAGAACAUUCAAAUGAAAACUCUGAUAUCAACUGUGAAACAGCCCAAUAUUGCGUGUUCCCCACGUCCUGACUCUAGCAAGCAAACGGACACCAUAGUAACAGGGAAAAUCAAGACAACUGCUUCACUGACAGCAGAUGUCAUAGCCAACCCAUUACCUAACUUCACCUGGUACCAUUAUCAAGGGAUGACCCCAGUACCAGUUGUUAUUGGAACAGACAAUGGUGUCCUCACUAACGGUCUUCAGUCUGUUUUGAAAGUACAUAUAAAACGUAACGAGGAUUACGGAAUUUAUCGUGUUGUCGUUCAGAACCGUCAGGGUAUCAUUUCGCUUUUCUUCGGCAUAACAAAAGAUGUGUCGACACCGGAGGCCCAAUCGUGUAACACCCUCCCUGUAGCUGUUGGAGAGGGAACUAUCAUUGUGAUAUUGAUUCUAGUUACAGUCUUCAUUGCAUACAGACGAAGACUUUUUAAAGUUUUGCCUGAAGGGUAUGCUGUUGACGAUGGUAAAAUAAUGACAAGCCUACAACGACAUGGGAGUAUACAUGGACGAGCAGUGGAUGACCCCUUGUCUACUGAGACAGGCACGUAUUCCAGUUCGUAA